Messenger RNA from Aphis gossypii (cotton aphid), 595 nucleotides. RefSeq lists its product as uncharacterized. Bases 68 to 448 code for a protein of 126 amino acids. The transcript has 8 exons. NCBI's taxonomy places the organism in Eukaryota, Metazoa, Arthropoda, Insecta, Hemiptera, Aphididae. The record is from RefSeq and is a predicted model, not a curated record.
AUAGCAUAACUAUUACUUAAAAUAUACAUGUAGGUACUGAAUAGUACAUUAUUAUAGUACCUAAUCAAUGAUUGUUAAAUAUUUAAAUAUUAAAUCUCAAAUAAUUUAUUUUUAUAUUUUUUUAGAAUGCAAUGCAAAUUUGGCAACAGUUGGGUUUGUGUAUGCCACACAAUUUGCAAAUUUCAAUGUCGCAAUGCAAUAUAGGAUACAAGUUAACGGUGACCAGAUAUUUAAAGACCAUGUGAGCGAAGUAUUUGAAAACUACGACAAUGAAGAUAGCAUAUAUAGAGCAUCACAAAUACCACUGAGUAAUAUUAAAACAUAUAUAUUUACUUUCUAUACGAGUAUCAUAGGCAACAAUAUUGACACCUUUGAAGCAAUGGUACUGACUCCAAGUCAAUUUUGUAUAAAAGAACGUAGCUCUUAUGAAUUCAUUUGGAAAGUGUGAGAAUACAUAGUAUAAAAAAAAGCUCCAAAAUUUGAUAUCAAAUCAAUUUUAACGCAUGAUUUAACACAUGAUAUAGAAAAAAACACUAUAAUUUUAAAUCCAACGCAUUCCGCAUGACUUUCAAAAUAAAAAAAUUGAAAAAUUUGA